Symbiodinium natans is the source of this 672-nucleotide messenger RNA. The record is from the annotation of a GenBank genome assembly. Lineage: Eukaryota; Dinophyceae; Suessiales; Symbiodiniaceae.
AUGUCGCAAAGUUCCGACGACGAGGUGGUUGGCAACCGUGCCUGGAUUGACGCGUGCAAGAGCCGUGGACACUUGCAGUUUUGGCUCAUCAACCUACUCAUGACAAUCCCCAUCUGCUUCAGGCUGGCAUUCUUCUCUGGUGAGAUAAGCUACAAACCCGGGCGCUUGGUGGGUUUCGACGACAUCCUAACUGUUGGACACCUUUUGCAAGGUUGCUUCUGUGCUGGCUGCCUGUUCCUUUCGCAUCGCUUCGACGCGGGCAGCCUGUGCGGAGGGCGCUUUCCGCGCUUCAAGACUUGCGUGCUGGUGUGCUACACUGUGAGUGCCCUGGUCUACCCGGUGUACAACUUGAACAAACGACUCAUCACCAGCAUGCCCUUCUUCGCGGACUCCAGCUACUUCUCCAACCAGGCCGACUUUCUGCUUGGUUUGCUCAUCGGCUACUUGCUGGUCUCUGCCUUCGCGCUCUUUGCCCACUUCUACCAUCGGAACCAUCACAGCUGGUGUUCGCCUUCCCUGGACAUCGAGCUCCGACACUGGGCUGAGCACCCGUUCAUGCUGGUACACGUGCGCUUCGAGGAUGUCAACUGGUGUCUCAUUGCCUUUCACUGCGUGGAGGGUGUCAUCGUCCUGGCACUCUUUUUCAUCACUCUGAAUGAAGAACAUCCUUGA